This is a messenger RNA of Cuscuta epithymum, 6125 nucleotides long. The record is from the annotation of a GenBank genome assembly. Lineage: Eukaryota; Viridiplantae; Streptophyta; Magnoliopsida; Solanales; Convolvulaceae.
AAUGUUCAAUGGUAUUUGCAUGGUUACAUACACUUUUUUCAUUCAUCUUUUUAUUGAAGAAUGUCUUUAUUUUAUGGAGUAUUAUCAUAUGAAUAUUAUUGACACUAUUCAAGAUGUUUUUAAUUAGAGUGAUUUGACCUCAGACCAGACUACGUGUAAAAAUACUAGACCAAUUUUUAUGGUUGUAUAACACAUACUACCUUUGUCCUUUUUAUAUUGGAUUAUUGGGACGGAAGAGGGUGACACGUGUUUUAAGAAAAGUGAGUUUGUGUGGUUGAUAUUAAUUGAUAAAGUAAGAAUAAAGUAAGAAUGAUUUUGAGCCACAUAAACUUUACCAAAUAAUAUAUGGGACAAUUAAAUAGGGACAUCCCAAUAUGGUAAAACAUGACAUUUAAAAGGGGACGGAGGGAGUAUAAUACACAUGUAACUGAUCAGAUCAGUUUAGACCAUACUAAACUAGACUAAACUUAAACAUACCAAAACCCGGUCAAUCUAACUAAACCAGAAAAUUUUAAUUCAAUUAAAAACAUCGUUAUUGGUAGUAUAUUUAUGAAUUUAUCCCUCUAAUAAAUGAGUUUUUGUCCUACUAAUAUGUAUACUUCAAAUUUCAAUUAUGUCUUCUUAUAAAUUAAGGCCAUAUAUGCUAUAUUGAUGAUUGGACAUGUGAAUGACAUCUAAAAAUGUUUUUGAUUGGACUGAUUUCAAUCUAGAUAGAUUUAAACAAGUCAUACCAAACUAGCAACUAGACUUAAAGAAUAGUACUAUCUCACCCCCUAAGUUUGAGACAAAGGGGUGUGGUGUGAUUUUUAAGAAAAAGUAGAAUUGUGUGAUUGAUAUUGAAUUGAUAAAGUGUGAAUAAAGUAAGAAUGCAUUCUAACAACCCAAAUAUUACCAAAUAUGAUAUGAGACCAACUUAGUGGGACGGACGGAAAAGGUAAAACAGGACAAACUUAGGGGGACAAAGAGAGUAAAAUAAAGGUAAUGGAAAUAACAUGACUUUUUAUACUUUAGUGACUUAAAUUUGAUCUAAUUUAGUGAUACUGACAAUGUUGAAAUUUACAUUGUAGUGACUAUAGUGAUAUACUUGAGUGACUUAAGUCACAUUUUAUCCAUAGUAAUAUUUAAUGAAAAAUCUGUUAAAUCCUAUCCUAUCCUAUCAUAUCCUAUCCUAUCCUAUCCUAUCCUAUCCUAUAUACCUAAAGGGAGAAUCCAUCUCCCUAAAACUUGCCGCUUCUCUCUCCUGAUUAUAAAUCAUAUGAUUACAAUUAGGAUGUUUUUACUUGGACUGUAAUUUGCCCCAGACCAGACCAGACCAGACCAGUUCAGACCAGACCAGAUCAGUUCAGACCAGACCAGACCAGACUUGGAUAGUUAUAAAAAUACAAAGAAACCAGACUUUACCAGACCAGACCAGACCAGUUCAGACCAGACCAGAUCAGACCAAACCAGACCAGACCAGCAAAUUACAGUCCAAGUAAAAACAUCCUUAAUGGUAUUAAGUUUCUUUUCAGUUUAUAAUGAUAAACCAUAUAAUGAUAAUUAAUGGUAUUAAGUCUCUAAUAAUAAUAAUAAUAAUUAAUGAUAUUAAGUUUCUUUUCAGUUUAAUUGUAUUCAAUUUCUUUUUCAAUUUCAUCAUAUUCCUUAUAUUCAAUUAUAUAUACACAUUUAAUUGGUUCUCCACUCAUGUUCUUUUUUUCUCAAUCCUUUAAAUUACACUUUUUCUUUCCCUCAUUUUCUUCUUCCUUCUUGUGAAAAUGGUUCACUACUGGAGCCAAAUCGAUAAUUUCCCUCCCUUACAUCUAUCUUAUCAGAAAAUAUGGGUCAUUAACGGAGCUCAAAUGGGUCAACAUUGUUUUCAAAGUAUUUUCUGUAAUAUUCAUUUCUUUUUUCUAUUUGGAACUCGCUGAAUUUAUUCCGAACAAGUACACCUAAGUAUUCAUUUUAUGCCUUCGCUAAUUUUAAUUUAUUGAAUGAUUUAUAGGUUUUAUACGAUCAAUAUUUUUUGCCUCUCUAAAUGCAUUUAAACAAUCAAUACUCUUCACGAUUGUUUUGUGAAAGGAGUAAAUACUAUCUCAAAUUUAUACUGCAUGAGCCUAAGGUUUAAUGUCCUAUUUGUCUAUAGUAAUUAUCAUCCAUCAAGCUCCUUUCACAUCUAAUACUAUGAAAUCUAUUAGGAGAUGUGUAUCUCAAUUUCUUGGAACAUGUAAAUGCACCUCAUUAUGUUACCCGGUCCUUUAUUUACCUAUAGUCACUUAUAUGUGGUAGUAUCAAGGGGUGAAAUCAACCAAAUAACAAUUUUAUGUUUAAAAAUUGUAUCAAACCCUCACUAUUAUAAUUAUUCAUUCGCAAAAAUUCCCCCAAAAAUAAAUUUAAAAAUUUGGAAAUAAUUUAUCUUAAUAUUAUGAUUGAAUAUGCAAGUGAGUUUAUGAAGAACUCUAAAUUGUCCAAAAUUACUAAUGAAUACUAAUUAAUUUUCUUUUCUUUGACAACUAAAUUUGUUAAUUAUGGACUUUGCGCAAGAAUACCCAAUGUACCGAAUGUAUAUAUCACGGGAAUUUGAUGCAUUAAACCACUUUUAACACUUCAUUGAAUUCCACAAUAGUGAAAAAAUAUAUUGAGUUAUACUCAUGUUUUAUUAUAAUAAUUGAAAUUUUUCAUAACAUAGUAAUACACGUACAUAUAUGUCAAUGCGAUAAUUUUAUGAGUUGUCUCGAGACUUUAGUUUGGCUCUCAAAGUACAUGGUAAAAUGUACUAUCUCCGUUCCACUAACACUUGGAUAUGAAGAUGUGGCGGAGUUAUUAAAAAAAAGAGUUUUUGUGAUUGAUACUUAAUUGAUAAAGUAAAAAUGAUUUAGAAUCACAUAAACUUUUCUAAAAUUGUAAUGAGACAAUUUUAGAGGGAAAGAUAAAAAGGAAAGACUAAACAAUCUUUGCAAGACGGAGAAACUCAUAUCGAAUUAUUUAUCGUACAGGUGUUAUUAUCUUUUACAAAUAGUGAUUCUAAAUUUAAUUUAGAGCAAUUAUAUAAAUAUUAAAUUAAAAAUUAAGAAAUUACAAUCCCGUGCAACGCACGGGUGAAAAACUAAUAGUAAACAUCUAAUAAAAAUACAACAACAACAUCCAAACCUUAGGGGGGGGGUGUAUUGAAUAUGGAUUGUUGUAGACUUUUUUUAAUCCAUGGACUUUUAAAAAAGUCAACGGACUUUUAAAUCCAGACUUUUUAUGAAAGAAUUCUAUGGACUUUUAAAUCCACAGAUAAGUUUAUUGACUUUCAAAAAGUCCAUAGACUUUUUACAUGCGGACCGCCACGGCUGGUCGUCUUAAUUUUCACCUAGAUUGCCGCUACCGAUAUGCCUGUCCGCCUCCAUCACCGGAGUUCCCCGCUGUCGUCACCGGACUGACCCGCUACCAACAAAAUGGCUUUGGUGAUGAAAGGGAACUAGAGACAAUUAAUUAUAUAAAUUAAUUAAACUAGGGGUGAAUAUGUAAUAUUUAUUCCUAUUUAAGGAAAAUCAAACAUAUAAUCAUACUUUAAGAAUAAUGUUAUGUUUUAGGAAACUGUGUUUUAUAUUAGGUUUUCUCCCAAAAAAUGGUGGUCUUCUCUCUAGCGCAUAGCGCCGCUAGAGGCUUUCUACGAUUUCGUCAAGGAAGGAGAUCGAAAGGCAGAUUCGGGCUUGACAAGUGAAGGUUGGAGGGCGGUUCGAGGCGGGCUGCAAGUAUCACCGAGGAGAGGCAGGUUUCGUGUGGUCUAGGGCGGCGGGUUUUCCGAUCGAGAAGGCAAGAGUAGGAAUCGAUUUGCAAAAGGGAUUUUAGCCAAUGGAGUAUAUUGUUCACAACUACAAGAACAUGUCGAUUGGCGAAAAAGACAACGAAGUCAACUUCGAUGAUGAUGAAUCAGAGGAGCUGGAGGCGGAUGAUGAACCAACAGUGUUUCCGGUGGUGGGGGUGGGGGUUACAAAUCGAAAAAUAAAACUCCCGGGUUUCCAAGAUCUGUUGGCUUCAAUAUGGCGUCCAGGAAGAGGUAUGGCUAUCAAAGAAAUUGGGGAUAAAAGGUACCUAUUUAAUUUUAAUCAUGUUCUUGAUAUGAAUCGUGUUCGAUCUUGAGAAUGACCCUUGGAUAUUUGAAAGAGAUUUAGUUCUGCUGAAAGCUGUUCAGCCGAAUGAUAUACACAAAAGUAUAAAUUUGUUUGAGGCUGAUCUUUGGGUACAGGUUCACAAUGUUCCCUAUAUGUUUAGAAAUUUGGGUUCUGCCAGGAGAAUUGGGAACUUUCUAAGUACCUUCAUUAGGCUUGAUAAGAAUCAGUUUGAAGGCAACCGGAAAUCAUACCUGUGUAUAAGGGUCUGUAUGGAUGUGCGAAAAUCACUUAAAAAGGGUACUACUUUAACAAAGGAAAGAGUGGGACAUUGGGUAGAUUUUAAGUAUGAGAAAUUACCCAAUUUCUGCUUCUUGUGUGGGGUAAUCGGACACUCAGAUAAAUUUUGCCCUUUAAAGUAUGAAGAGGGAAUUGUGUUGGAGAAAUCCUUUGGGGUGGAGCUCAGGGCAGGUGGAGGGGGGGGGGGGGGGGUGAAGACCAGCCCUACAAGGGCGAAAAGGUGGUUUGUGGACGAGUCCUCAAGCUCCAAUGGUUUUGGACAUCAGCGGAAGACUGAUCUCGGGGGAGAGUACUCGGCAGAAACAGGUGCAAGUGCAUCUCACCAGGGAAGCAAGGAAGGUAAGGAGGAGGUGUCGGGCCAAACAAAAUGCAGAAGAAUUUGGGAUGGUCAGUCUAAAGGAGAGGCUACUGGAGAGGAUAUGGCACAUGAUAGACAAAAAAAUGGGAAGGCGGCGAGCCAGUCUUCCUAAACCCACCGGUAAUGCAGAUGACGACUAGGCUCUGGAAGACGAAGAUUGGUAUUUUCCUUCUUGUUUGCUUUUAUUUUUCAUUCAAUGGUCAGACUGUUCUAGUUUACGGUUAUUUUUUCCUUUACUUUAAACUCUUGCAUUAGGUUUGGGGGAUAAGAGGUUUUCGGUAAUCGUCAUUGGCUUUAAAUUGCCCGAGUUAGGUCUAGCGAGUUAUAUUGCUCUGUCAAAGGUGAUUAACUCGGAGUCUCGACCAAGAGCGAAUGGUUAGGGCUGAAUUCUUUUAUAUCAAUUUAAGCCCUCUUCGAUAAAAAAAAAUACUACGUAAUGUUAUGUUUUAGUCCUACCGUGAGUGAUUUCAUUUGUACAAUACGGAGUACGAUAAGAGACAAAUAAAUAAAUAAAUAAAUAAAUAAAUAAAUAAAUAAAUAAAUAAAUAAAUAAAUAAAUAAAUAAAUAAAUAAAUAAAUAAAUAAAUAAAUGAAACAAAUAUAAUUCAUAUAGCAACACAAAGUUCUACAAGAAUAAAUGAAGUAUAAGAAAUCAAAUUUAUUUUUAUUAAAAAAACUCAAAGUUUCAAAAAUGCUCAACAAUUUUGGCCAUUUUAUUAAUGAUUAAGAACAUUAAAUGUUAUACAAGUGUUACACUCAUUGCUACAUGUGGUACAAUCAUAUAUGCAAUUGAGCUUUUCUACUUAAUGAUUGUUUUCUUUUAAUUUCUAGGGAAAAUGGAAACUAAUAAUCCAACCUUUUAGCGAUCUUCUUACAAUAGUCCCACCUUUUGAUUAUUCAUGAAUAAUCCAACCUUUGCACCUCAUCUUCAUUCACUGGUCCCUGACCGGUUGAUGACCUACUAUUCCAAGUUAUUUUCUUAUCUUUGCAAACCAUUAUACCAUAAAUCUCACCUUUCACAAAGAUAAGAAAAUAACUUGGAAUAGUAGGUCAUCAACCGGUCAGGGACCAUUGAAUGAAGAUGAGGUGCAAAGGUUGGAUUAUUCAUGAAUAAUCAAAAGGUGGGACUAUUGUAAGAAGACCGCUAAAAGGUUGGAUUAUUAGUUUCCAUUUUCCCUAAUUUCUAUCUUGUAAAAACUUGUUCAAUCUUUGUCAAAUUCGGAGAACAAAUUAAAAUAGUAUAACAUUUUAUAAAAAAUAAUUGUUGACACAUUUUUUUAUUUGGGAGAUUCUUGACACAUUUAUAAAAAAUGUUAUUUGCACUUCAAUUUAAAUUGGAUCAAUUUUGAGAGUCAUCACACAAAAUUAUUAAAAGUGACAGCUAAAUGGGUUUG